This is a messenger RNA of Pogonomyrmex barbatus (red harvester ant), 712 nucleotides long. Its product is annotated as tetratricopeptide repeat domain 30. NCBI's taxonomy places the organism in Eukaryota, Metazoa, Arthropoda, Insecta, Hymenoptera, Formicidae. Gene Ontology annotation, biological process: intraciliary transport. The record is from RefSeq and is a predicted model, not a curated record. Gene Ontology annotation, cellular component: intraciliary transport particle B; axonemal microtubule. Gene Ontology annotation, molecular function: protein binding; intraciliary transport particle B binding.
ACACUGAAGUGUAACACAGCGCAGUUGCUGAUAAACAAAAAUUCGACAUUUUGAUGGCGGGACGGAUUCCACAGUCUUAAUCGUGUCUUUUAAAACAAUUUUAGACAUUAUAUAUAAAUCUUGACAUUAUAAAUGAUUGAUCUGUGUUUCUAGUGAUUGCUGUCACGCUCAUGCGAAAAUUUCAUGUGUUUAAAAAGAAAAGAUCUAGCCGACGUUGAUUUCCAACGUGACAAAAUUCGUUAACAACUGUUCAAUUGACGAAGCGAAAAGUCAUCGAUAUUUUUCUUCUUUCUGAUGUCUCAAAAUAAGCUUGAAGCUCUCAGAGAUACAACGUUAGAUGUGAAGAUUAGAAAUGGAUGAUCUCGAGCAGCAGUGUGAAGAUGCAGUAUUUGAGGUAUGUGACGCUCGAGAAAGAUAUCCACUACAAUGUGCAAAUGAGCUUGAAAAAUCUAUUAAACUUACCAAUGAGAUAUAUAUGACAAAGAUUUUUGCAAAGCCAUCGGAUAGUACAUCAGUUCUGGAUGUACCAUUUCUCACAAAUGAACACUUGACAACAUUUCAAAAGAACUUCACGGAGACUACUGAACUGUUGAAGACACAUGAACAUAAAUUACAAGUUAUGACAGAUAAAAUUAAUAACUUGACAGCUGUUUUGGAUCAGAUUAAGAGGGACAAUUUGUGUGAAUUCAAUAAAUUAUUGUGGAAUUAAUUA